GGGCAGCAGGGACUGGACUCAUCCUGCCUGUCAGUGCUGGAGGCGGCAUCACUGACCCCCUGCUGGGCACGCAGAGGCGGGAAUGACGAUGACCUGACUCGGCUGUCAUGUUAAAACUUUUACUCCCUCUGAGCCGGGCCACAGAUUUUGGAAACUAGGUCUAAAAAUGGACUGGUUCCACUGUAACCAGUGCUUCACAAAGAGAGGAUCGAAGUUUGCUGUGUCCAGCUGUGGCCACAUCUGCUGUGAAGCAUGCAUCACAUCUAAGCAGUGCAGUGUUUGUAGGGCCAGCUGCAGUUAUUUGCCCAUCACAGAUGAGAUGAAGCCACAGGAAAAAGUGUUUUUCCAAGAUCCUGUGAAGCUCAUCCAAUCACGAAUGGAGCACAUAUCGCAGAUUGCACUUUUUCAGCGAACACAGAUGGAGAAAGUCACAGCGCACUUCAAGCAUAAGUCUGUUGAACUGGAAAGGCGUCUAAAGGAAGUCACUGAGCAGGGUUACAGGCAACUCUCGGAGCUGAAAAGAGAGAAUGCUCACUUAAAAAAGAAACUUUCAGAGCUGGAAAGAGAGACUGCAGAAUUAAAAAAGCCUCUUUCUCAGAGGAGGGUUUCUCCAGGACAAUUUCAAAUAGAUGGUACUCAAAGGAUGUCACUCCCUGUUGCUGUCACUUCCCCAGUUACCCCUCGUUCAAGACCUAUAAGUCACAUAGGUUCAGCAGAGUCCCAGGGGUUGGCCAGAGACAGAGGUCCCAGUCUCUCCUCCCUCACAACUCCUGGAUCAGCAACCUCUCGUUCCAGUCAUAGUCCUCUUCAUGAACACGGACACAGAACACCUUCUUCCUUAAGCACUCCUACAAGAACUCAGCGCCAGACUCCUAAUGUUUUCCCGUUCCAGUUUAUGAGUGGAUUAUCAAUACUGUCACCAAGGCGUUAAUGAAAUGGGCACUAACAGUUCUGGGGAUAUUUUUGUCAGUUUAGCAGUCAUUAGCUAUAGAUCUGUUCAUCAGGACUGUCACAUGUUGUGGAAGGUGAGGAUUUGUUUUUGUUCAGAAACAGUUGGCACAAAUGAUUAAAUGUCUUGUAUGUUGCUGAGUGUGUAGGUGUUUUAUAGUUGUUAAGCCUAUAUGGAUGUUACUGUACUGAUCUCACAACUGCUCUUCUGUUGAGUUAUUAAACUGCUAAAUUAUCUUA
This is a messenger RNA of Thunnus maccoyii (southern bluefin tuna), 1188 nucleotides long. Its product is annotated as RING finger protein 212B-like. Gene Ontology annotation, molecular function: SUMO transferase activity. The coding region runs from base 167 to 931 and encodes 254 amino acids. Gene Ontology annotation, biological process: protein sumoylation; reciprocal meiotic recombination; homologous chromosome pairing at meiosis. Lineage: Eukaryota; Metazoa; Chordata; Actinopteri; Scombriformes; Scombridae. Gene Ontology annotation, cellular component: synaptonemal complex. The transcript has 13 exons. The record is from RefSeq and is a predicted model, not a curated record.